Messenger RNA from Candoia aspera, 2253 nucleotides. RefSeq names its product pseudouridine synthase 7 like (gene PUS7L). The record is from RefSeq and is a predicted model, not a curated record. NCBI's taxonomy places the organism in Eukaryota, Metazoa, Chordata, Lepidosauria, Squamata, Candoiidae. The transcript is spliced from 8 exons. Gene Ontology annotation, cellular component: nucleus. Bases 53 to 2140 code for a protein of 695 amino acids. Gene Ontology annotation, molecular function: RNA binding; pseudouridine synthase activity. Gene Ontology annotation, biological process: pseudouridine synthesis.
ACUCAACACACAUUCAAUCUUUCCUCUUUUGUCCAGUUUGUAAAAUAUUGGAAUGGAAGAAAGUUCUGUAGCACCAGAGAUCCUCCAGUUUCCCACUUAUAUGAAUGAUCACACUGGCUUCUGCGGCAGGAUAAAAGCAUUCCCAAGUGACUUUGUAGUGACAGAAAUUAGUAUACUCGGACAAUUAGUUAAUGAAAUUGUGGCAGAUUCUUCUCAAAAAUCCAGUGGAAUUUUAUCAGAACAAGGAACCAGUGGACAGCAGGAUUUCAAAAAGUUGCGGAUAGAUAAGGAAUGCCCAGAUAAGGAAUGCUGUGGAAUUCAAGUUGAUAAUGUUCACUGUACUACUGAUCAGCUUUUAUCUUGUAUUCAAGAAAGUGAAGACUAUAGAGAUAAUCAUGUAUUUGAAUGCCACUUUGACAGAGCUGUUAUAUUGGACUCCUUACUAGAUGAGCCUGUAAGGGAACAACUACAUCAUUUUGCUUGUCAUGUCAAACACACAUGGAAUUCUACAUCUGAGUCAGGAGCUGUUCUUCCUGAAUUCACCCUUGGUUCAAUUCCUGACAAGAAUGUCCGAGCCAGCUUGCAUGGAGCCAUCAGGCAAGAAUAUCCUUUCUUAAUCACAGUUACAAAAUGUGGUGAGAUUAUCGUCAAAGUGAACCAGGAGUACCAAGAACUCUGCCAGUUGGUAUCUGAAGAAGAAGCAUCUGGAUUUCUAAAAUUUUUGGAUGCCAAAUUAGAAAAUUCUAAGUUUGCUUUUAGGCCUGAUGGGAAUAAAGAGAGUCGUAAGCUGGUUCACCAUUUUCUCAAUAAAAAAUUUGGGAAGCUCAUAGAAACCAAAUCGUUCCCUGACUCUCAACAAAAGCUUGUAAUUAUGGUAAGGUUUCGUGAGAAAAGUGGAUUCAGGAAAAGGGCUAAUUCUGACAUUGGGGAGAAGCACAACAUUUAUACAGCUUUUACUCUCAGGAAAGAGAACCUGGAAACCCUUGAAGCAAUUAAUUAUUUGUCUGCAAAGCUCCGUGUACUUCCUUCAGACUUCAGUUAUGCUGGCAUUAAAGACAAAAGAGCAAUUACUUAUCAAGCUAUGGUGGUGAAGAAAGUGACCCCUCAAAGAUUAAAAGAACUUGGAUAUGCAAUUGAAAAAAAAGGACUUAGUGUGUCUCAUAUACACGCUGUGAGCCAACCACUUAAACUUGGUCAGCUGCAAGGAAAUCAGUUUGACAUAAUUGUGAGAGAUUUAAAACUCCAUAAUCCUACUUCAAGCCUAAAGGAGCAAAUUUGUGAGGCAGUCGAGAAUGUCAAGAAAAAUGGGUUUAUAAAUUACUAUGGAUCUCAGCGGUUUGGACAAGGGCAGAAUAUUCAGACAGAUCAGAUUGGCUUGGCUUUGCUGAAUGAACAAAUGGUCAAAGCUGUGAAACUGUUUUUCACACCAGAAGAUUCAGAUGAUCCUGUUAAUAAGGCAAAGAAAUACUUUCUUCAGACUGAGGAUGUGAAAGGUACCCUUGCAAUGCUGCCUGACUUCAAAGUAAGAGAGAAGAUGCUAUUGCGUGCCUUGAACCGAUAUGGUUUAAAUCCUGAUGGGUGUACGCGAGGAUGGCUCAGCAUUCCUCACGCAAUGCGUAUUUUCCAUAUCCACGCAUAUUGCAGUAAAGUUUGGAACGAAGCCGCAUCCUACAGGGUUAAGAUCUAUGGUGCGAGAGUUGUGACUGGUGAUCUGGUUUUUUCAGGAAAAAGUACAGAAAACUGCUCGCUGAAUGACAAGGUCCAUGUGGUAACAACUGCAGAAGAAACAGACAACAAGUAUACAAUAAACCAAGUUAUUCUCCCAAUGGUUGGUUACAGUAUCCAAUAUCCCACUAAUGAAGUCGGGAAGUGGUAUCACAAAAGGCUUGCUGAUGAUGGGCUUCAGAUGUGCCAGUUCAGACUUCCUGCAUUGCAGUUGAAUGUGCCGGGCUGCUACAGACACCUUCUAAAAUAUCCUCAUGAUCUGUCAUACUGUUUCUUAGAUAGUACUGAAAAAGAAAUGGGAAUGGAAGAUGAUCCCCUACCAAAUUCAAAACUGUCUCUUUCUAUAUCAUUCCAUCUUGAUCCUUCGUGUUAUGCAACUGCUUGUUUGGGGGAAAUCAUGAAGUGCCAACUUUAAAAUAUUCCAUUUUAAGGAACAUGGUUGACUUGUUCAAAUUGGAAUGGACUCUGUGGAAAAAUCAGUAGUGCUACAAGGAAUGCUUUGGGGUAUUUAAUUAUUAUAACAAAUAA